AUGAAGUUUCUGUACCUGCAGAAGAAAACUCCAAAGGAAAUCCAUGAGUGUAUGAUGCAAGCAUUGAAUGACAAGUCCCCAUCAUACUCAACUGUGAAGAAGUGGUGUGCCAACUUUCAGCGUGGAGAUUUUGAGACCGAAGAUACGGCAAAAUCUGGGAGGCCUUCAACAGUGUCAGCUCCUGAAAUUGUUGAUCAUGUUCAUGACCUGAUUUUGGCAGAUUGGCGAAUCUUGGCUAAAACAAUUGCUGAGACACUGGAGAUAUCCAAGGAAUGCGUUGGGUUUAUAAUUCAUGAGCAGUUGGGUAUGCAGAAGCUGUCAGCCAAGUGGGUGCCAAAAUGUUUGAAUGCCGAUAAGAAACAAUAUCAAGUGGACACCUCCAAGUUUUUGCAGCAUUUUGAGCACUCUAGUGAUAAUUUUUUGGAACGACUCAUCACUGUUGAUGAAACAUGGGAGUUCGUCCCUGCAAAGGAUGUUUAUGGGCCCCCUCAGGAGGAGUGUCAAGGGGCACAGCUGAAUGUGGGAAAGUAUCCUUCUUUGCACGAUGGAGAACCUACCGAUACUUCGGUGGUGCAAAAUAGCACAGCUGUCACUGAAUUCAUACUCCUGGGACUCUCCAGCAACUCUCGGGUCCAGCUCAUACUCAUUGGUCUCUUCCUCCUCAUCUACUUGGUGGCUCUAAGUGGGAAUACACUUAUCUUUCUCAUCAUCAGUAUGGAUAGCAGACUUCAUAAUCCCAUGUACUUCUUCCUGAGUAAUCUCUCUCUGGUGGACAUUGGGUACACAUCUUCCACUGUUCCCAAGAUGCUGAUGAAUUACCUCUCUCAAGACAAGCAUAUCUCCCUCGCUCGUUGCUUGUCCCAGAUGUAUUUCUUCAUCUCCUUUGGUGGCAUUGAGUGUCUUCUGCUAGGUGUCAUGGCAUAUGACCGGUAUGCUGCCAUUUGCCAUCCACUGCGUUAUCACGUACUCAUGAACCGCAAAGUAUGUAUCUGGAUAGCAGCAGCUGCUUGGGUUUUGGGCUUGGCUAACUCUGGUGUGCACUCUGGCCUGAUGUCCCUCUUGUCCUUCUGCUGGGACAAUAUAUUCAAACACUUUUUUUGGGACAUCCCACCCCUAUUGCAGCUCUUGUGCUCUGACACUAAGGCCAAUGAAAUUGCUACCUUUAUGGUGGGUGGAGGAUUGGUCAUGGGCUCAUUUUUAGUUACUCUCAUGUCUUAUGCCUAUAUAGUCCAGGCCAUCCUCAGGAUCUGUACCAAGGAAGGGCGGCUCAAGGCCUUUUCUACAUGUGCUUCUCACUUGACUGUAGUCAACAUAUACUUUGGCACUAUCAUCUUCACAUACAUCCGCCCCAACUCAUCGUACUCCCAGGAGCAAGAUAGGGUUUUGCCGGUGCUAUAUGGAAUUCUUACACCUAUGCUUAAUCCAAUCAUCUACAGCUUGAAGAACAAGGAUGUAAAAAGGGCACUCAGCAGGGGCAUAUCUAGGAAUGGUGGCCCCAAAUUCCAUCGCCAUGAGGUGGUCAAGAAGGAUACAAUGUUUGAUGGUGAAAAGAAUGAUAAAUGA
Hemicordylus capensis (graceful crag lizard) is the source of this 1563-nucleotide messenger RNA. Its product is annotated as olfactory receptor 1020-like. Gene Ontology annotation, molecular function: G protein-coupled receptor activity; olfactory receptor activity. The coding region runs from base 1 to 1563 and encodes 520 amino acids. Gene Ontology annotation, biological process: G protein-coupled receptor signaling pathway. The transcript is spliced from 4 exons. Gene Ontology annotation, cellular component: membrane. Lineage: Eukaryota; Metazoa; Chordata; Lepidosauria; Squamata; Cordylidae. The record is from RefSeq and is a predicted model, not a curated record.